AUGGCGAGCCCUAUGAAACCUAUAUUAGAUUGGUCCGAGGACGGUUUACAGGAGGAAUGGCUAUCCAAUGAGAGCGAGAAUGAUGGUUCUGCCGGCACUACUACUUCCUUUUCGGGAGCAAAGAAUAACAGUAGUGGGAAUGGCAUUGGACCAAGAGCUCAGAACAGAUCUGCAGGUCCGGCCAUUGACUGGGCUGAAGAAGGACUAGAGGAGGAGUGGGUGUCUGAGAAAGAAAGUACCCAUGGACGAGCUGGUAGCCAAGGCUCCGUUUUAGCGACUGGACCUGCCAGAAUUCCAACUGGCAGUGCUACGGAUACUGCCAGUAGAUCAGCCAGUACCGUCAAUUCCUUGCACUACGAUACCAGAAAAGUAGAUAAUUCUGCUCCCCAAGCUAGAACUCCAGAAUGGAAGAGGGCCUAUAAAAACAAUGGCACUGGAAGCAAUGCAGGCAAUAUCUUUUCUUCAAGCUCUUCAUCACUACAAAACCUUUUUCAAGGACCUGAAAGAGAUCAAGACGACGAAAAUGACAGUAGUAAUCCAAACAGCAUGGGGAAAAAUGGUCGUAAUGCCAAGGCUCUGUCUGAUAUUCCAGAAGGAAGUGAAGAUUCUGCCACAGAGAGUAAUUCUAGUAACAACAACAGCAUGCGUGAAAUUUUUAAUAAGAAUGCCCGUGAGGCCAAAAUUAUGGCCGACCAGGGACCUACUAAAACCACUGUGGGUAAUGAUUCGGGGUCUCUGGGAUUCAGAUUUUUUGAUCGCGCAAGUCCACCACUAGAUAAUACCCACGAACUUUCUGAAUCAGGAAAACCAGCUAACUUACAGGAUGCAAAUUCCAGUCCCAGCUAUCCAAACCAAGGAAAUAGCACAAUACCUGACAAAUCAACCAAUGAAAUGACACAACCCAACGAUUCAGAUCCAUCACAAUUCUCCGAAUACCACACCUCAUCAGUUGACUCGACAGCAAGUUCUCCACUUAAAGUAUUCCAGAAAAGUAACACUUACACAAAAGGCAGAAUGGAAGAUCUGCUGGGAAGUGUGGGUAAUCGAGACGACCAGACAUCUACAUCAUCUACUCUACGACAUAUUCCAGACACUCUUGACUCACUUAGAGGCAAGAAACCAGCAGUUUCACAAGAAGUCAACCAGUUAAAGGAUUAUAUGAACGAAGCAGAUGCUCUUAUGAACGCUUUACGAAACCAACGGCCACCAGUACCGGAGUUCUCUCAAUCUAGUUCUUCGAUUAUGAGUGAUUCUACCGACAUUUCUGACAGCACAAACAGUUUGAACAUGCUGGAGAUUUCGCUUAAACAGCACUCACCUGAAAUUGAAAGCGAAGAUGAAGACGAAUCGAGCAAUUCAUCGUCCCUGGCUAAAUAUGAGAAUAAACCCACCAACCAUCAAGCCCAAUAUUACAAUUCUGCAAAGGGGGUAUACGAGGUUGGAGCAACUUCUAUCAACGAGGAGCAUAGUUCGUCAUCGUCAUCGUCUACUUCUUAUUCUUCAUCAAAGUCUGGCAAUCAAGAAAGCCAGACAAACUCAUACACCCAGAAUCCACCUUCUGCUAUAAAUUCUCACAAAAGCAAUGCAAACAGUAAAACAACCGGGUCACCAGUUUUGAUGAACCCCUCUCUACCAUCCAAAGUACCAGGCUCCCCCAAUAAAAGACACCCUGCUAUGGCAGUCAUAACACCAAACGAUUUAAAAGAUUACAACCAGCACUUUGAUGGUAUGGUGUGGGAUACCGUUAAUAAAUGUUGGCGUAGUACUAGCCAGCCAGAUUUCGGGACAGGGACAACUAAAGUUGCUUCGUCGGACGAAUUUGAUAAAGACCCUUUUGAAGGCAUUGAUGAUCUAGAUGAUGAUUCGAAGGGUAGUCGAGAAUGGGAGCUAUCUGAAGUAAUACCAAAUAGUGCCCCCAAGGAUGAGACGACCGUAAACUCACUUCAAGAUUUAGAGAUGAUUCCAAAAGGGUUAACAGAAAGUGAUGAUUCAGCUGAUAAAAUCAGUCAAAAUGUCGACCUUGAUGAUGUCGUAGAAAUAGCUAAAGGUGUUAGUAAUAUGUCUGAUAUUUCAAGCUCAUCAUCUCGAUCACAACCCACGCCACAUCCGUCACAUUCGGUACUACCUCACAAAACUUCCCGAACCAGUAGUAUUAAGUUGUCUGCUGCUGAUAGUCGACCAAAAACAACUCCAAAUUUGACCCCUAAUCGGUCGGAUAAGAUAACAGUCACCUCAACCUAUAGUCAAUUUCAAAAGCGAGAGGUAUCGUUUCAAAUUGCACCUGAAGAUGCUCGCCGAUUGUUUCAGUCCAAACACCAGCCAUUUUCUAAUCUCAGUUCAAUAGUCACUCCAAGAGUCAAUGCCACCAAUAUCUUCAGCAUUGAAUCGUCAUUUUCUGAUGUUUAUAACUCGAUUGUACGCAUCUUGAAUGAAAAACAUCCCAGCGAAGAUUGGACUCGAUUGUUAGAACUGUCAGUUGCUGGCAACCAAUUCACCACUCUUCUUGAACUGGCAAAGCUAUGCCCGAGUCUCGAAAUACUGGAUGCAUCCAACAACAACCUGAAUGUUAUUAAUGGUCUUCCAACUUCAUUGCUAGAGCUGAAUGCUAGUAACAAUAAACUGACGAAGCUGGUGUCGUUCAAAUCCCUGAGCCAUCUACAACAACUCAACUUGUCGAACAACAAGCUGGAUUCACUGCUGCCACUUUCAGGACUCAUUCAACUGACGGACUUGAACGUUGACAAUAACGAUCUAACUUCAUUGUCUGGCAUUGACAACAUUCGUGGUCUUCGCAGUCUGAGUGCCAGAAAUAAUAAAUUGGCUAUUGUUGACUUUCAGAAGUCGAAAUGGAACAAGUUAGAGCAGCUCAAUUUGAGUGGUAAUCGCAUUGAACUGGUCAAGGGACUAGAUAUGCUUUCUAGUCUGGUCACAUUAGAUUUAGACCACAACAAGGUUGUGAGUUUCUCUUCCACAGAAACGAUAUCUUCAGUUAGAAAGCUAAGUCUUAAUGGAAAUGAUACUACCAUCGAUGUGUCAAAGUUUAAAGGGCUCAAAGAGUUGCAGUUUGAUAGAAACAAACGAGUAAUCGGCCUUGGAUCAUUGUAUAAGUUGGAAGUAGUUUCAUUCCGAAGCCAGACUGAAAAUACACAUGUUCAAACAUGGGAAACACUGUGUGAUAUUCACAGGCUCUAUUUAUCAGGCAAUUUACUGGAGGCUUUUAAUAUUCGAGAGCCAUUUUUGAAUCUACAAGUUCUUGAGUUAUCAGGCGUUUCAUUGAAAGCACUUCCUGAGUCAUUCCCAGAAUUUUGCUUGAAUCUGCGUGAACUGGACUUAUCUUUUAAUCAAAUCCAAAGCAUUCGUCCACUAGUAGGCAUACCUAAACUUCGACGACUGUACCUAUUCCGCAACCAAAUCUCCGAUGUUGGGGAACUAGUCGAUUGUAUUUCGGAAAUGUCGUAUUUGCAGGUCCUUGACACACGGGAAAAUCCUGCCAGUGAACUGUUCUACCCACCAAUAGCGGCAGAUGAUCAAGAAAGCUACCGUAAGACGCAUACAAAAUACGAACAAAAAAGGUGGCUAGAGAAGUUGUCUGAGUUUGAUCAAACUGGACUGUCGGAUAAAGUGAAGGCUCUAAGGACCGUGUACCGCGGAACAUUAGUGGGUUCGUCUCCAAGAGGUCUAAAAUGGCUUGACGGCGCACUCAUCGACCAAGAAGAAAUGACAGAGGCUCUAAAAAUAGUUCGCAGUGUAAAUUAA
Sugiyamaella lignohabitans is the source of this 3756-nucleotide messenger RNA. RefSeq names its product Nud1p (gene NUD1). Lineage: Eukaryota; Fungi; Ascomycota; Dipodascomycetes; Dipodascales; Trichomonascaceae. The transcript has a single exon. Bases 1 to 3756 code for a protein of 1251 amino acids. The record is from RefSeq and is a predicted model, not a curated record. Gene Ontology annotation, molecular function: protein binding.